This is a messenger RNA of Strongylocentrotus purpuratus (purple sea urchin), 2971 nucleotides long. RefSeq names its product protein MNN4. The record is from RefSeq and is a predicted model, not a curated record. Bases 12 to 1340 code for a protein of 442 amino acids. Gene Ontology annotation, molecular function: tropomyosin binding. Gene Ontology annotation, biological process: sarcomere organization; regulation of muscle contraction; muscle contraction. Gene Ontology annotation, cellular component: troponin complex. NCBI's taxonomy places the organism in Eukaryota, Metazoa, Echinodermata, Echinoidea, Camarodonta, Strongylocentrotidae. The transcript is spliced from 14 exons.
AAACUCGUAAGAUGAGAGAAGAGAUCCAGCGUCGUCGUCAAGAGGCUGAGGCUAAACGUAACAAGGCGGAGGAAGAGAAUCAGACGAUGUACUCCAUUCCAAAGUACAACAUAGCUGAAAACAUCGCUAGAGCUAAGCAAGAGAAGAUGCAGACUUCCGCCGAGAUGAUGGCUGAGAGGGAGAAGAGGGUGGAGGAGAACAUUCCUCAGAUACGCAUCAGCGCCCAUGACUCUGAAGAGCGCCUCCGUGAGAUUGCAGAGAUCCUCCACGCCAAGCUGGUGGAGGUGUACAGCGAUAUGUAUGACCUUGAGCAGAGGAAGGAAAGGCAGGAGUAUGAUCUUAAUGAGAUGAAUGCUCGCAUCAAAGAUCUGGCCAAACACAAGACUGUCAAGGUUACCCCUGUUGAUCAAGGGCAUGUCAGCAUGCUGAAGGAAAAGGGAUUCACAUUUGACGACAAGGCUGCCAAACAGAAGCAGAAUGUAGAUCUCAAGGCAAGCCUGCCCUCUACUGGUCACAUUGCAGACAGGCUUCAAAAGCUUCAGAACAACCUCAAGAAGGAUGCGGAGACCCCAGACAAGAAUCUAAAAAAGGAGCCGAUCAAGAUAACAUACAGCACUCCAGAUCAACUGAAAGAGGACCUAGAGGCUAAUAAGAGAGAUGCUGAGAAAUUCAAACAACAGAGGGAGGAGAAUCGUAAGAAGAGGGAGGUGGAGAUGAGUAAGAUGGAGCAACUCCAGGAGGAGAGACAGAAGAAAGCUGAAGAGGAGCGUAAGAAGCAGGCGGAGGAAAGAGAACGACUGAAGAGAGAGAAGGAGGAGAAGGAGAAGGCUAGAAGGAACAUGAUAAACCCUUCUGGAGCCCCCAUCAACAUCUCUAAAGUUGUAUCACAGCAGAAGGCUAAGAAUCGUGAACAAACCCUCGCUGACCGGGUCCCAACGAUGACCAUCUCAAGCACGACCACGGAAGCUGAGUUGCGUAACUUUGCCAACGACCUCUAUAACCAGCUCAAGACUACCUUGGGUGAUGUCUUUGAUCUCGAUGAACAGAAGAAGAAGAAUGAGUACUAUCUAAAUGAACUAGAUGAACGGGUUGGAGUCUUGAAGAGUACCAAGUCUUCUCCAGCAGUAAGCUCUGGGAUUGUGAGCAAGAUGAAAGAUGGAGGUUCUUGGACACCUAAGAAACAGAAUGACGUGGGCAAAUCUUUCAAGCCUAAGGAGCGAGGUGGCAUAGCCUCAGAGGGUGGGGUACGAGGGCGCUUGGCCAUGUUUUCUGGGGGAGGAGACUCUACAGACUCCCCACCAAAGAAGUCAACUCCUGCUAAGGUCAACAUUUACAAGUAAAGUGGGCGACACCUGAUGGAACUGGAAUCUGAACGGAGAUGACCAAACUAUCUAACUUUGUCAUACAUGAUAUACAUUAGCUUUAAGAUUAUAUUUAUUCUUUGUAGUAAUCUGUGUCAUACAAACUUGUGAUUGAUUGAAACACUACACGUAUAAGGGGGUUUUAACGACAAGGAUUUGUUUUAGAGUGUCUAAUCGAAUGUAAUCUGUGUCAUACAAACUUGUGAUUGAUUGAAACACUACACGUUUAAGGACAAUGAUGAUUUAAUGUAGAGUGUCUAAUCAGUAGCUUGCUGUUUUUUAUUUACACAACGUUCUUUGGUAUUGUCUAUUGUUUUAGCUUGAUCCAAGAUCUUUGCAAAUUUAUAUGCACAUUCUUGUAUGUGAAUCUUGUAGCAUCUGCAUGUAUGCUCUUUAUACUGUUCUGAAACUCUGCUAUUUGAAAGUACGCGUACAACCUACCUAUAUUCUAUAUUAUUCUUUGAAUAUAUCAUUUGCUGUUACAAUUGCGUAUUGAUAUUCUUUUGGUUUAAUAAGUGAAUAUUAUAGUACAAUUCCAGGCCAAGCUAUUUUGUCCCAUAUGUCACCAACCUUAUCUAAGAUUUUAGUAUAUAUCGAUGGGUCAGUGACACAAAGACGCAACUCUAUUUUGAGAAAAAGUGGCUUAUGUGUCACUGAGCACUUGGGCCUUAAGGAGUUAAGUCUAUGUUUCACUAGCCAUUGUCUUCAAUAGAGUGUUGGGUGGAGUUUACGUCUUUGUGUUUCCUGGAAAGCCCACAUUUUUCUGAACAUUUCGACAUCAAAUACUCAUUUUGGUAAAAUAUGGAAUUAUGUCUUUGUGUCACUGAACCCUCAAUAUGUUGACUGUAUCAAGCUGAUAACCCUGCUUGUGCUUGAAUCGAACAAAACAGUAAAUGAAGUGAUAUUUUCAUUUAUGGUCACAAUUCUAUUAUACAAUUCAAUAAUUCUUAUGGGACAUAUACACUUGUAUGUACCCCUUAGUAAACGCUGUACGUGUAGCAUUAUUACUUCUUUAUUACAUUGCAAAACAGGUAUAUGUAGUAUCCGAGUGAGGUAUUUCCCAUAAGAAAGCAUAGCACAAAACGACAAUAGAACAUGUUUUGCCUUUCUGCCUACAUGUACAUGUAAAGGGGAGUAAGCGAUUUUGGUUCCUGAAAACUGUGAAAGUACUCUGGUAAAAACAGUAAAAUACCUUUAUAUGUCACUGUGAGAAACUCACACUUACACAACACCAAACCCUAAAGAAAGAGCUUCUGUGAACAGACAAGUAUUUGUGUACUCUUGUAUGUAUGAUUAAUUUCAGUUACAUGUAUUUAUUUUUUUUUUGGUUCGGCAGAGCGCAAUCCGUGCAUAGACAGCAUAAGUUUAAAGAGUUUUCUAACAUCAUCUGUGAAAGGUGUAUAUGCAGCACAGUUGCUAAACUGAUGACUCUACAUACGCAUGUCAUUUCCAUAUGAACCGUAACUAUACUGUUUAUUGGAAAACAUGUAUAUCUGGAGUAAUUUCCAGAUAUCACAUCUAUAUUGUGACCAUUGUAAACAAUAAUCAAAAUGUUUUUGAGUAAAUUAGAUUUAUGUUAGUCUUUGAUUAAAAAUGAUGCAAAACCCAAA